This is a messenger RNA of Copidosoma floridanum, 2292 nucleotides long. RefSeq lists its product as uncharacterized. The record is from RefSeq and is a predicted model, not a curated record. NCBI's taxonomy places the organism in Eukaryota, Metazoa, Arthropoda, Insecta, Hymenoptera, Encyrtidae.
AUGGGUGUAUUCAGUACUGCCGUUAUACUAGCCCCGACCCGAUAUUACGCAGCAAGAUGUAUUCAACAAAUUGGAGAAGCCCCGCACCCAAGGAGAACCGGCGACGCCACAGCAGCAUUCCUGCUGACCCCAACAAGUGCCUCCCAAGCUAAGCAAGCCCUGAAGGCCAAGCAAAAGCUGCCCUGCUGCCACACCAGCUCAGCCCAACAGGCUAGCUCGGGUCGCUUCUCAGAUAUUGUAUUAGCGGGUGACUUGAACUCCGAUAUGCUGGGAGACGAUUACUACGCUCGCCACCUGCGGCGGUUGAUUCUUGAGAAUUCGAUGUACCUCGCGCCUACAGGAGCAACGCACCAUUGUCCGUCGGCCGAUACUUGGAUCGAUGUGAUAGUAACAAAUUCAAGUGAAGUGGUGCGGUCUGUGGUGUCGUCUGAUGCUCCAUACAUCAACGGUCACGAUUAUUUGUACAUAGAUUACGCUUUGAGUGAGCCAUCGGUGAGGGUUUUGCCAAGGAUACGUGAGUUUCGACACUUCUCGGCUGAGGAUUUCUCGGCUGCGGUAUCGUCGGGGUUGGCAAGGGUCGAUGUGGAUGAUGGUGUGGACGUGGAUACAUUACUUGGGCACUUCCAGGAAGUAUUGAGGUCGUCUCUGGAUAUCCAUGCGCCGCUGGUGGAGAGGAGGCAGCAUCGUAGGCCGGUGCCCUGGUUUAAUGCGGAAUUGCGUGAGCGUUGUAGGGCGCGUGAUCGUGUGUAUAUGAUUGCUCGCCGCACCGGUGAUCCUGGCUGUCUGCUGCGGUAUCGAGGUCUGAGGUCGGCCCUGAAGCGAGACAUAAGAGAGGCGCGAGAGGAGUAUCUGCGUCGUGCCUUGGAGGGUGCACGGGAGCCAUCCCAGCGAUGGAGUAUUCUCCGUAGAUUUGGAAUAGUUGGAGGCUCGCAGCUAUCACCAUUGCAUUUUAUUUCACCCGUGGUGCUGUCCCGGCACUUCUCGGCGAUGUCUUGUACUCACUUGCCGUGCACUGUGUGGGAGCUGGAGGGAAUCUUGGGUGAUGCUGGUGCCCGGCCUGACGGCUUCUCAUUGGCUCCGGUGUCGUUUGUGGGCGUGUCUCAGGCGAUGGCACAUUGCAUGGUUCGUUCACGGGGUAGAAGUUUGGAUGGGCUGUCCCUCUCAUAUUUUCGUGGCUCUCUUGCCGCAAUUGUGCCGUUCCUCACCGGCCUUAUCAAUCGCUCGUUUGAAUCUUGUAGGUAUCCUGCACCUUGGCGUCGGUCUGUGAUUGUGCCGCUCUCUAAGAUUGCGCAACCCAUUGGCCCUUCUGAUGUGCGUCCUGUUGCGAAUAUGGCGCAUUUUGCGAAGGUUCUGGACGUUCUUGUGUCGCGACAGGUGGUGGCUUACUUGGAGGGUCAGAGACUCCUUUCGCCCAUGCAAUCGGGUUUCCGGAGGGGCCAUAGCACGCAGUCAGCUCUACUUAAGUUGACGGAGGAUGUUCGCGUUGGGAUGGAGGCCGGAAAGGUCACGAUUUUGGUGCUGUUUGAUUUCAGGCGUGCAUUCGAUUCCAUCAGCCAUGUGGUCCUGCUAAAGGCUAUGAGCAGGAUGAACUUCUCUCCGGACGCUAUUAGGUGGUUCCACUCGUACUUGUCUGACCGAUCGCAGGCCGUUGUUGGGCUGGAUGGGGUGCAGACUGAUUUUCUGCCGUGUACGUCGGGUGUGCCUCAGGGCUCUUCUUUGGGACCAAUUUUGUUUUUAAUUGUAAUAGAUUCUAUUUUGGCGGUGCUGUCUCAUAGUACGGGAAUACUUUUUGCUGAUGAUUUGCAGGCGUAUAUGCAAUGCAGGCCUUCAGAGAUUGCUGGAGCUGUGGGUAGGUUCAAUGAGGAUAUCGGGAGGGUUGUAGCCUGGGCAUCUGAGUUUGGUCUUCAGCUCCAUUUUGGAAAGUUGCGUGCUAUGCUUCUGACUACUUGGAAGGUGAUUCCACUUGUUAGUUCGGUUAAGGACUUAGGGGUGACGUUGUCGAGUGACCUUUUAUGGAAUGCCGACGUUGCAGCAAUAUGCUCAAGGGUGCAUGGUGUGUUGUGUCGUCUCCGGUAUCAGGGUGGCACUCUGUCAUUCCGACUUAGAGCUGCUCUUGCUGUGAGUCUUGUUGUUCCCCACUUCGAUUAUGCCUGCUUAGUCUACAUGGGUAUUUCAGGGUACCUGGCCACCAAGCUCGAUCGUCUGUCUAAUACUGUUGUUAGGAGAUCAGCAGUGCCCGUUCAUUUGCAAGUUCUUAUAAGUUUAAGAUUUUUGGCUGAAAGAGGUUUUUAA